UCGGGCCUAGUCCGGACUCGCCGCCGCCGCCGCCAUAUUCCCGGUAACGGGGGCGCGCGGCCGGGGGCCGGCUGGGCCGGAAGAGGGCUCGGGGACGGCGCUGAGGCGGGGAGGGGUGGCAUCUUUUUUACCUUGUCCAUUUUCCGGGCUCGAGAUCUUCCUUCCGGAGCCAUGUCAGAAGGAGUGGACUUGAUUGAUAUAUAUGCUGACGAGGAGUUCAAUCAGGACCCAGAGUUCAACAAUACAGAUCAGAUUGACCUGUACGAUGACGUGUUGACAGCCACCUCACAGCCCUCAGAUGACAGAAGCAGCAGCACUGAGCCGCCACCUCCUGUUCGCCAGGAGCCAUCUCCCAAGCCCAAUAACAAGACCCCUGCAAUUCUCUACACCUACAGUGGCCUGCGUAAUAGGCGAGCUGCUGUCUAUGUGGGCAGUUUCUCCUGGUGGACCACAGACCAGCAGCUGAUCCAGGUUAUUCGCUCUGUAGGAGUCUAUGAUGUGGUGGAGUUGAAAUUUGCAGAGAAUCGAGCAAAUGGCCAGUCCAAAGGGUAUGCUGAGGUGGUGGUAGCCUCUGAAAACUCUGUCCACAAGUUGUUGGAACUUCUGCCAGGAAAAGUUCUUAAUGGAGAAAAAGUGGAUGUGAGGCCAGCCACCCGCCAGAACCUGUCACAGUUUGAGGCACAGGCUCGGAAACGUGAGUGCGUCCGAGUCCCAAGAGGGGGAAUACCUCCACGGGCCCACUCCCGAGAUUCUAGUGAUUCUGCUGAUGGACGGGCCACACCCUCUGAGAACCUUGUACCCUCAUCUGCCCGUGUGGAUAAGCCCCCCAGUGUGCUGCCCUACUUCAAUCGCCCUCCUUCAGCCCUUCCCCUGAUGGGUCUGCCCCCACCCCCAAUUCCACCCCCACCACCUCUCUCCUCAAGCUUUGGGGUCCCUCCUCCUCCUCCUGGCAUCCACUACCAGCAUCUCAUGCCCCCUCCUCCUCGAUUACCUCCUCAUCUGACUGUACCUCCCCCUGGGGCCAUCCCACCUGCCCUUCACCUCAAUCCAGCCUUCUUCCCCCCACCAAAUGCCACAGUGGGGCCUCCACCAGAUACUUACAUGAAGGCCUCGGCACCCUAUAACCACCAUGGCAGCCGAGAUUCGGGCCCUCCGCCCUCUACAGUGAGUGAAGCAGAAUUUGAAGAGAUCAUGAAGCGGAACAGAGCAAUUUCCAGCAGUGCCAUUUCCAAAGCUGUAUCUGGAGCCAGUGCAGGGGAUUACAGCGACGCGAUUGAGACGCUGCUCACAGCCAUUGCUGUUAUCAAACAGUCCCGGGUCGCCAAUGAUGAGCGUUGCCGUGUCCUCAUCUCCUCCCUUAAGGACUGUCUUCAUGGCAUUGAAGCCAAGUCUUACAGUGUGGGUGCCAGCGGGAGCUCAUCCAGGAAAAGACAUCGGUCCCGAGAGAGGUCACCAAGCCGGUCCCGGGAAAGCAGCAGGAGGCACCGGGACCUGCUUCAUAAUGAAGAUCGGCAUGAUGAUUAUUUCCAAGAAAGGAACCGAGAGCACGAGAGACACCGGGAUAGAGAACGGGACCGGCACCACUGAGAAAGGUGGGAUGAAGCCUCAUUGCUGGCUGGUUGAUGAUCUCUUAUGAAAGAAAAAUUAUUGAUAGUAAAGAUUUCUCUCUCUCCUUUUAAAACAAGAAAAGGGUAUGGGAAGACUUCCUGUUUAGGUAACCAAAAAUUCAGGAGGGCAGGUUUUCUGCUUGUUUGUGAGGAGUCGCACCCUGAAAUGGACCUGAGAUUAAGCUAUUUUUGCUUGUUUUUUGACUGCUUUCACCUGGUAUCUGAGACAACACGGCAUAAUGGCUAAGAACACAGUGUCUGCAGGUAGAUGCCAGGUUAUGAAUUCCAGCUCCUCCAGCCAUAUUACUUUCUGUUCCUCAGUUUCCUCAUUUGUAAGUGGAGAUAAUAAAAGCGACUGUCUCAUUGGAUUGCUGAGUAUUCAGUGAGCUAAUCCAUAUAGAGCAUUUAGCACUCAUAGUACCUGUCACAUAGUAAAUUCUCAAUAAAUGAUAGCUAUUGUUAUUAUCAUUGUUAUGUUUUAUUUGUUUAUUAUUUAUUUACUUUCUUUUUGGUUGCGCCGUGUGGCCUGCGGGAUCUUAGUUCCCUGACCAAGGAUCGAACCCGUGCCCCGUGCAUUGGGAGCACGGAGUCUUAACCACUGGACCGCCAGGGAAGUCCCUCAUUGUUAUACUUUAACCCCACCAAACUUUCAAAUGAAAAAAUCAGGAAAAUUGACCAAGACAGAAAAAAGUAAGACCAUUGCCUACUUGUAAGUUUUCAAGGUGCAACAUUAAUGAUUUUUAAGAAUUAAUAUGUAUUAAAAAGAUUUUGAAAAUCAGGAUACUUUAGUCAGGAGAAAGCUGAUCUGAAAAAAAUUAUCUUUAAAGCUUUAGAGACUGUGGAGGAUAUUUCAAUGGCAGGAUAUAAUUGUUUUGGAAAAACUUACAGUGAUUUUUUUUUUUUUUUAAUAAAGCAAAACAAAGGCAGGAGAGUUAGGGGUGGGGAACUACAUUAACUCAAGUAACUGAAAAGUUGAGUUAGGCUUGGCUGGUUCAGGGGCUUCAGCUCUGUUAUUUUCAUUCUCACACUCCAGGUUACAUCCCACCAGCUUGGCAAUCCCAACUGAAAACAAGCUUCCAACAAAGACUGUUUCUAGUAUAUAAGCAAGCAAGAGCAGUUGUUGACUCUGUUUCUUUGGAGAUCUGUAAAAGUAGUCGAGACUCUGGCGGGGAUGGUACGUUUGUGGUUCCUGAAGGCUGUUGCAUGACCCAGGUGACUUUGGGGUCUCUUCUCAAUUUUGUGGCUUCACAUCAAGUACAUUAGGAUAAUGUCCUUGGUGUUUGGCUGAUUUGGUUGGUCUGAAGUAAUGGUAAUUGUGGAAGGUGAGUAGGAAUAGUUCUGCUUGGUAUCUUUGGGGUGGAUAGAUGGAUGACUGGAUGCAGAAAGGAAAAGAAACCCUCCCCUCUUCUUGUGAGUGCCUGUAGUUCACAAGCGGUAGCUGGACUGUAAACUGUUGCCUAGUGACAACCUACUAAACAAGUAAGAAAGGAGUCUUGUUAUGUUUGGCUACUGCCCUCUACUUUGUUGUUUCUGCCAUUAACUUAAGCGGAGUUUUAAACAGCGUUGGCCUAACUGAGUCUCAGGCAGUGGGCGGGAGGGUGGGUAGAGUGGGUCUGUGAUCGAUCUCAUCCCUCCUGUAGCAGUAGCAGCAUUUCCCUUGUUUGAGCUAGCACAGUUGCUAGUGUUGCUUGUAGAUUCAGUAUCAGUCACCACCCUCCCCAGUCCUGCAGCCCACCGUGUGUGUCCUUUGGAGCUGACUAGGAUAAGAGUGACGAAGGAGGUAGUACUUGGUCUGUGCAAAGCAUGAAUUAUAGUCUCUGGGGCCACGUAGGUUAGUAGUCGGAACGUGUAACUGCAUGUCACUGUUCUUGGCGGCUUUGCUCCUGACAGCCUUUUGAUAGAAAAAUUGUGAGAUCCUCUGAUCAUUAGAACUUCGGGGAUUGAACACCUGAACCUGAGACUUCAGCUGUCAUCUUGCUUCAUUUUUUUUCCACCUGUAAAGUGGGACUUUUCUUCCAUUAUGAGGAUGAUUCAAUUUGAAAAACUGAAAAAUCCUAUAACCCAGUAGUUCCCAGAAAACAGUCAUUUGGCUGGUGCAGGCCUAUGACAAAUGAGGAAAAUUAACUCUUGAGGCAGGUUUUCCAGUUCCCCACUUUUCCUAGUCACCCCUUUAGGUACGUUGGUUAUUCCUUCUGGUUAAUUAGUCCAAAAGAACUGAAUUUGACCCCCCAAAAAUGUCCAUUUCUCACAUUCUCAUCCUGGGAUUCUUAACUUCUUCUGCAGGUACCAAGUUGUGACUUAGGAGAUGUCAUGUUGAGGAGAUGGUGCCUGGGCCUCAUUUACCUUGAUAACUUUGCAAGCUCUGAGUACAAUACCUUUUAGUUAGAAAAUACUAGUAUUUAUACUAUACGGAGAGCUGUUCCCUGAGAGCAAGGGUAUAUUCCAUCCAGGGGCAGCGAAAACCAGCAGGCUUUUUUGUCCAUCCUUCCUCAGGAUGGGCACGACCUCUGGGACCUGAAGUCUGAUUGACCCACUUUGUCCUCUGUCUGCAUUCAAACAUUACCACCAAAAUGGAGCUAUAACCUCUAAGAAAUGGGUGCUGUUCAGUUGACCCUUGAGCAGUGUAGGGGUUAGGGGAGCUGACCUCUGCGUAGUCAAAAAUUCGAGUAUAACUUUAUAGUCAGCCCUCCAUUUCUGCAGUUCUCCAUCCACAGAUUCAGCCAACCUCAGAUUCUGUUGUAGUACGUAUUUAUUGAAAAAAAAUCAGCAUGUAAGUAAACCAGCGCAGUUCAAACCUGUAUUUUUCAAGGGUCAACUGUAGUUUACUUCUGAUGCAUUAGUUAUCCUCUGAGUCUUGUUUUGUAGCAACAGUUCCCAAAUUACAUCACUUUUGUGGUAUACGUGUGUACGCUUUGGAGUUUGAGGAUAUUCUUAGGUUGUCUGUGGCUUCAAGUUUUUGUAGUUGUUGGCUGUUGUCUCAUUAUUUUAGGACAUUAUCCUGCUUGAAAUAUAGUAAUUCUCACCUCAUUGCUAUCCUCCUGGUCCAGUGAAAACUGAGCAUUCUGUUCAAUUUUGAUCUAAUGCAAAGAUUCGGAAACCCAAAUGGUAUGAAAUUGAGGAGUCACUGAGGGCUUUAGUUUCCUCUUACAGGAAAUGAGAAAGAUACCUGCCUGCAUAGAUGCUUAGAGAAACCAGAGGCCAUGACAGAUUCUGAGGACCCCAGGGUGAAAUGGUGCCAUUUCAGAGUGUAGAAGGAUCAGGCAGCUUAUGGAUGUAGUUUUUCUUGCAGAGCUCCUCCCGGUUACAGAAGUGCAUACAUUAAAGGUGAGCAUUUAUGUAUAGGCCAUGUGGCCAGUUUGGGUGUUAAUAGAAAUCCUAAGCCUGAAUUUAAUUCCCCCUUUUCCUUUUUGCUGUCAGUUCUAUUUUGUGUGGUAAGAUUGACGAGGCCACCCCCUGCAGAUGGAUGUUACAACGUUGGAAAGAGGGCUGAGUGUACUGGGGACCUUAAGUUAGGCCGAGAUGUGACAAGUGGCUUAACAGUCCUUCACUGCUCAGCAGAAGUUCUUAACCGUGCUUUUAGUUUUCUUGGAUGGUGACUGCUGAUUCUCUUCUUUGACCUCCGUGCUCUGCUUUCUGCUCUGGCCUGACCACAUCACUCCUGCUUGGUGUUAGUAUGCUUCUUGGCCCCUCACCCACACCUGUCAUCUGGGGAGGACUAGAAUCUCUUGAGUGGUGGUACUUGGAACAUCUCUGGCUCUAUGUGUAUGUGUAUGCUUCUUUAAAAGAAGGAAAAAAGUUUAGUUUUCUUGUGUAAGUACAUGCUCCCUGCAAGGGCCUCUUGGGUAUUUGGGGGUUAAUGGAUUUGGUUAUGUACACACUUGUUUUCUUACCAUUGUACUUCCCAUUUCCAGAUUUUUCCCCUUCCCCUUAAGGUAAGCUAUGACUUGCUCAGAAUAGAUUUUCUGAAACAGUAUUUAAACUCACCAUGCUCCCUUAGAGCAACUUUUCUUGAAAUGUAGUAGUUUCCAGCCAAAGUCUCCUUUUCAGUCAAACUGCUUUGAUGCCUCAUUUCAUUGUCUAUGUUUUGCCCCCUAACCUUAAAGUAAAAUGUCACUCCUCUUUCCUCUGUUCUCCUCCAACCAUUCCCUCACUACUCACAGUGCCAAACACUCUCAGACAGUUCUGCUGUCUUUUACUUUCCCAGGCUUGCAUUCUCUCUGCCUGCAUCCCCUACUUCAUACGUUUUAACUUUUGAAAAUGCCAGUAUAAUUUAUAUAAGCCCCUGUUAAUCGGAAAGUAACCUCUAACUUGUAUUUUCUUUCUUCUCUUCUGAUGUUCUCAUUGCAGGAGUCUGGUUGGAAGCAAAUGUUUUUUUAAUGGACUUGCAUCUCCUCACCUUGAUCAGGACUAAAGGACGGAGGCCGCUCCACCCCUUCCCCUUUCUCCAAGCCCCUAACCCCUUCCAGACACCCACAGGGAAUACCCUCUGCCCUGCAAGAUUGAAGAUUGCCUGGCAGCCCUCCCAGUCCCACUCCUGUUUGCCAGGGUAAAGAACCUAAAGACUUCAUGUGGUUGGGAGGGUGGCAGACAGGAAGAAACCAUGUCCAGGUCCCUGGUCUCCAUAGAGAACGGUGCUUUGUCCAAGGAAACGUAUGAGUUUCUGAUUCUCCAGGAGCAGUUCAGUGGUGAGGUUGAUGGGAAGACAUCCUUCCCAAAGGAAACGGAUCCUCCCUGUGGGAUCUAGGAGAGUGACUGGGUGUGCCAAAAUAUGCCCAGGGUCCUGCCCUCAGCACUAGGUUUGAUGGGGCGAAGAGGGUCCAAACCCCUUGCUAACAUACCACUUCUUUAACUCCUUUACCUGCCCAGCCCUUUGAGGAGGGACCAUGAGAACAGAAAUUACUUUAUGGAAAGCUUCUCCUGUUCUUGCUUUUCCCUCUUACUCAUUGACGGUUUGUUUCCCUGACCUCCCAGGGGGCUAAAACCCUUUUAACUCCCUGCUGCCCAGCCUGCUCAGUGGACUUGCCCCUCCUAAGCAGAGAAGGCCCAUGAGGUUGCUUUCUGCUGGGGAGCCUGGCAGAGCCAGUUACCACCCUCUACUGCUUCUUGCUUGGUUCGGUUGCCUCUUGCAAUAACCAGCUCCACUAGAUGUUCCCUUUCCCUGGGGCUUUUCCAUUUCACAUGUGGAGCCCUUCCCCCAAGAAGGCUGCUUCCUUGUUUUAGAGGAAGGUACUGCCAUUGGGAGUCGGGGACAUCGGACCUCAGCAGUGAAGAACCCUUGUGAAAUACUAGGAGUGGGGAAGGAGGCAAGUUGGGCGGGAUAUGGCCUACUUCCAUAGGCUUUUCUUUUUUCAGGUUUGAUGUGAGCAUGGGCUUGCAUCCUCCAGGUACAUACUUUUACUUAUUGUGGGAUAACCCGGCACUAGUAGGUAAAGUCACAAAUUUGGUAUUUUUUCACCUUUUGAAUUUUGACUUAAUAGCUCCCCUCGCUCUGCCUGGAGGUACUUGCUGCCUCUGAUAAGGAGCAAGGAAGAAGUGGAGCCUGACUUGAAUGAGCUCAGCUCAGAAUUCUAAGGACCACCACUCUGGGGGCCAUAUUCUACACAGGCAAAUGGAAUUGCUUUUCCCAUAACAUCCAAAUUGUGAGGCGGCUGCUGCUGAAAGAAGCAGCAGCAACAGGGUCCUGCGGUACCCACGGGGCGACAGAUGCUACUUCUUCACGCGUCUGUAGGGCACGCGACAUCGAACAGGAAACGUGGCACGUGGGAUGUAGGGUCGCUGGAGACCCUUCUGGCUCAGAGGGGAGAGACUGAGCUGGACCGAAGCCUUCCUCUGUUCCUUGCACGUUUCUGACAUAGCCCUCGCUCAGUCACUGAGGGAGUCCCCCAGGGUUGGAGAGGCACAUUCCCUUGGGACAGAGGCUACAGGUUUGUAGCUUUUUUCCCCCUGUCCCCCAACCCCAUCCCCACCUCCACUUCAGAAUAUGGCACCCUGCCCAGCCGGCCAAGCGUUAAGUGAUGUGCUUAUCCUCAAGAGCAGCUCGGGUGUCUUUUUAAUGUAGAGAAAACCAAGUAAGGUGACAGUUUAAGGAGAAAAAAAUAUAUAGAAUACCAGAAAAGCCGUUUACCCGGAGAAUUUUUUUCUCCCCAUUUUUGUUUUGUUUUUACUUGGUGACACAAUUUUUAGUUUUAUUUCCUGAUAGCAAAAGGAAAAAAACCCAACCCUCAAAAAGGCCAAGGCCCCGUCCCCCUGUUGUUGGUGAUUUGUUUGUCUUUCUGAUAGGUUGAAAAUUGUGUAAUAAACUUGAUGACACUGUCAAUCUUUUA
Messenger RNA from Globicephala melas (long-finned pilot whale), 7930 nucleotides. It is a transcript of the gene CPSF7, whose product is annotated as cleavage and polyadenylation specific factor 7. Lineage: Eukaryota; Metazoa; Chordata; Mammalia; Artiodactyla; Delphinidae. Gene Ontology annotation, molecular function: mRNA binding. The record is from RefSeq and is a predicted model, not a curated record. Gene Ontology annotation, biological process: mRNA alternative polyadenylation. Gene Ontology annotation, cellular component: mRNA cleavage and polyadenylation specificity factor complex.